AUGAGAGGCGUGCGAAUCGGUGGCGAACUAGUCGACUUACGCCAUACAACUCACGGUUAUCGGCCUAGUGAUCCGAAUCUCGUCCGUUCUGGUUGUGAUAUGGGAUGCAAUGAGUUGGAUUGCAGGAACGGUGGUCAUUGUUCGGUGUCAUGGCGUGGUGUCGGCGCCAAGGUAGCGUGCGACUGUUCACGUACAAGUUAUGCUGGUCCACACUGUACAGUCGAUGAAGGCCUUACGCUCGCCUCAGAUGCGCACUUCACGUUCGACGUGGGCCGCUUUUUGUCGCGUUACAUUCUGACUCCGCAGAAGCUCACACAAAAGUUGCAAUUCGCUUUCGCACCAGCGUCUCCGUCCACGACUCACCAGACCCUUGCCACCGUACUUUUCAACGAUGAGAGACUAUUCGAAGUGGUCCUGAACAAGAACGGAUCAAUCAACGUCGGUAUCGUGGAUGACAACAAAAGAACUGUGGUCCGCACGUUUGCUGGCAAUUUCUCCGAACGGUUAUCGACAUUUCUUUGUCGCUCGUUUUGGAGAACACCAGGCCACAACUGUAACUGUUAG
Cooperia oncophora is the source of this 564-nucleotide messenger RNA. Lineage: Eukaryota; Metazoa; Nematoda; Chromadorea; Rhabditida; Trichostrongylidae. The record is from the annotation of a GenBank genome assembly.